AUGGGGAUCCCACAGAAGAUCUCGAACCCUCGCAGAAUUUUGGCUGUGGCGCUGGACGCAAACACAGAGCUGUUAAGCCGCGUCGUCCAGGACCUGACGGGCAAACUCCCUGAACCCGUAUCAUCCUCACUGGCGGGUACUACACAUGACCUCGACCUUGAGACAGCCUACUACACCACCACAGUCCCCAUAUGGCUCGACUUGAUCACCACCCCGUCCGACUGGGCCGCCACCUUCCUCUCCGACGAGGCAAAAGAGGUGCUUGAGGUCCUGGGCGGCAUGGUCGUCGUCUUUGCGAUUCCACCACCACCACCUCACGCCAAGGACGCCACUUCCUCGGAGGUUGGGAGGGUCGUCAGGGAAGGCCUCGGCGGGUGGGAGUGGGACGGGGUCAGCCUGGCCGUUGGGGUGGGCGAGGUGGCGCAUUUGGAUGAUUUGGACGUCUGGGAUGAGGUCUGUGGGGAUGCCGGGCUGGAGUUUGUACAUCUUCCCUCGUCGUCAUCCUCCUCAUCUUCGGCCUCGUCAGGAGGGGAGGAGAGAAAUGAGUUUGGUGAAAAGGUUGGCAUACCUCGUGUCCUGGAGGCCCUGCAGUCCAACGACUGGGCAUCGGUCCUUACAGAGGAGGGGGAUGAUGUGCUUGGUGCAGGACAAGAUGACCCCCAUGCCGGUGGUGAUGAUGAGGAGAAGGAUGGUGAGGAGCUCGACCUAGAGGACAUGAACUUUGGGUUCGACAGGGAGGACUUCGAGGGCCUGAAGAAGGCGAUAUGGGAAGCCCAGAUGGAGAGAGAAAUAGGGCAGGAGGGCGGCGGCCAGGGCACGACAGCGCAAGACAAGAUUCCGUUUCCUCACGGUGACCACGACAAGGACGAUGACGCCAAGGACACCACCGCCCAAGACUUGAACGGCGACGACGUCGAGAAGGUCGAGCAGAUGAUGCGCAAGCUACAGGCGGUCAGGGACAUGAGCGCAGGCCUACCAGAGGAGCAGAGGAAGAGGAUGGCCGCGAGGGCUGUGGGCGAGGUCAUGAGGGAUCUGUAA
Molecule: messenger RNA, 1038 nt
Organism: Cryphonectria parasitica EP155
Lineage: Eukaryota; Fungi; Ascomycota; Sordariomycetes; Diaporthales; Cryphonectriaceae
Exons: 4
Coding region: 1-1038 (345 amino acids)
Biological process (GO): vesicle-mediated transport
Molecular function (GO): protein-macromolecule adaptor activity
Source: RefSeq, a predicted model, not a curated record